Molecule: messenger RNA, 1668 nt
Organism: Scedosporium apiospermum
Lineage: Eukaryota; Fungi; Ascomycota; Sordariomycetes; Microascales; Microascaceae
Exons: 7
Coding region: 1-1668 (555 amino acids)
Biological process (GO): carbon catabolite repression of transcription
Cellular component (GO): nucleus; cell tip; cell division site
Molecular function (GO): protein binding
Source: RefSeq, a predicted model, not a curated record
AUGUUUGUCCUACCUCCGCCUCCUCGAUACCCCUCGCAAGCGAGCUACGGUCUCGCCAACGCCGGUCUCUUUCCGCUCAUCGAGACGAAUAAUAUACUUACGAACCCGACGGGACCCGAGUAUCAGUUUCUAGUCGGAGAAGGCACCUAUGUGCUCAAGGAGGACCUCCUCCUAGCUACUCCCCCAGCGCAUCCCUCCGAAAUUCCAAACGCGAAUCCAAACCCCCUCGCGACUACCCCCCAGCCCGCCACAUCCGGGUGUAGGCCAACGCUCGUGAGCCUCGACGUGCGCCACGCACCACGAUUCUUCCUCGGGUCCUCGAACACGACACUCUCACUGAACGGCGCCCCUGAGAGCAUUCAAGAGCAUCCGAACGAGAGCCGAUAUUCCAAUGAGCUCGGUGCACUUAGCAGCGACGAGGGACGGGGGACUUCUACGAGCGACGCUCCGCCCACGACGGUGACGCUGGGGUCUAGCACGCCGGCGUUUGGCGAGGGAAAUGCGCUUUUAACACCUAACGUAAACCCCAAAGAUGCGAACAAGAAGAGGAAGCCGAAGAGCAAUAUGAGCAAGAGCAACUCGUCGUUUAUAUCGCGGGUUAUUGGGAAUGAUAUGCUCUCGAAGAGGUUGCAGGAUCGGCCCUCUGACGGCAUCUUUGCCUUUGCGAACGUCAACCGCUCGUUUCAAUGGCUCGACUUGUCGUCUCCUACUAAGGGUGUUAUCAAUGCCACGCCCGUUUCCGAGAUCAAGUGGAUCCCGGGAUCUGAAAACCUGUUCCUCGCCGCGCAUAUGGACGGCUCCCUAAUAGUCUACGACAAAGAAAAGGAGGACGCGGCUUUCAACGCUAGCGAAGAGAGCGCGUCCUCCAGCGGCGAGGUAGCUGCUCAGCCUAGUAGCGGCAAACGAGUAAACUACUCGAAGCAGAUCGAGGUGAACAAAUCCGUCUACUCCAAGAACCAAAAGUCCAACCCGGUAGCUCUGUGGAAGGUUUCGAACCAGCGAAUUAACGCGUUCGCGUUCUCGCCUGACAACCGCCACUUGGCUGUUGUUUCUGAAGAUGGAACGCUUAGAAUUAUCGACUACUUAAAGGAGAGGCUGCUUGAUCUCUUCUACUCUUACUACGGCGGUCUGACGUGCGUAUGCUGGUCUCCGGACGGCAAAUAUGUCUUGACCGGAGGCCAAGAUGAUCUCAUCUCGAUCUGGUCCGUUGCCGAGUCGGCCAUCGUCGCCAGAUGUCAGGGACACCAGUCGUGGGUAACCGCGGUUGCGUUUGAUCCGUGGAGGUGCGACGACAGGAACUACCGUUUCGGGAGCGUUGGCGAAGACUGCAGGCUGUGCUUGUGGGAUUUCAACGUCGGGAUGAUCCAUCGUCCAAAGGCGGUCUCCGUGUUGCAUCGCGCCUCGAUAUCAUCGAAGCUCACUAACCCCCAACAGCGUCUCGAGACGACAAACACCAAGUCUUCUAACCGAGGGAGAGCCGGUUCCAAUGCUUCGGCUGACGGGGAAGAAGACAUUAGCGAGAGCGUCAGCCAUCCCGUCGAGCCACGGUCUCGGACAGCAAUGCUACCGCCCGUUUCGACGCAGGUAGUUGAUACACACCCCAUCGCCUGGUUGGAGUUUACCGAAGACUCUGUCAUGACUAGCUGCAAGUCGGGUAAGCAAAACUAG